Molecule: messenger RNA, 1833 nt
Organism: Cuscuta campestris
Lineage: Eukaryota; Viridiplantae; Streptophyta; Magnoliopsida; Solanales; Convolvulaceae
Source: the annotation of a GenBank genome assembly
AGAUACAUGUAACAUUCAUAUUUGUUCUAAUUUCUAAAUAAUCUUUGAAGUAUUUUGAUACUCCUUAUAUCAAAAUUAUAAAUUGUUCAAAAUUACUUAUAGGCAAAUGGUCGUGUAAAGCUAAGAACCUACGGUGACAGAGAAGAAUAUCAAAACUUCAGAAGCAGCGGAAAGAGAAUGGGUGCAACCGCGGCGUCGUUUCAACCCCGUCUCCUCUCGACAUUCGUCGGCGACACGAGCUUCCUCUCGCCGGCUAAUUCACUCCACCGCCUUUUCACCGGCAAACCAGGAAAUAAACAUUUACUGAUGCAAAGAGCGAGAACUUUUUCGGGAUUGUCAAAUUUCUUAUUUAACAGAAGAAACGUAAAUGCUAUUCCUAAUGGCAAGCGUGAACCUUUGAAGCCAGGAAAAGUCUCUCCUUGUAGACCAGUUCCUGAUCACAUACAAAGGCCCCCAUAUGUGAGUUCUAAGAAACCGCCUAAGGUUUCCAGUGUACCUCAAAUACAGGAUAAAAAUGGAAUUGAGAAGAUGAGAGCUUCUGGAAGGCUUGCUGCACAAGUCCUUCAGUAUGCAGGGACCCUAACCAAGCCAGGCAUCACAACAGAUGAAAUUGAUCAAGCAGUUCACGAGAUGAUCAUUGAAAAUGGAGCAUAUCCAUCACCUCUUGGUUAUGGCGGAUUUCCAAAGAGUGUAUGCACCUCUGUGAAUGAGUGCAUUUGUCAUGGAAUCCCUGAUUCAAGGCCACUUAAGGAUGGAGAUAUAAUCAAUAUUGAUGUUACUGUGUAUCUUAAGGGCUACCAUGGUGAUACAUCAGCUACUUUUUUUGUUGGAGAUGUUGAUGAGGAGGCCAGAAACCUGGUGCAGGUGACCAAAGAUUGCUUGGAUAAAGCAAUAUCAGUUUGUGGCCCAGGAGUAGAAUUCAACAAAAUUGGCAAGACUAUACAUGACCUUGCAGAUAAGCAUUAUUAUGGUGUUGUAGAACAAUUCAUUGGCCAUGGUGUGGGACGGUUUUUUCAUAGUGAUCCAGUUAUUCUACAUUACAGGAACAAUGUCCGAGGACACAUGGUUCUCAAUCAGACUUUCACAAUUGAACCAAUGCUGACAAUUGGUAGCAUACACCCUAUAAUGUGGGAUGACAAGUGGACUGCUGUCACAGAAGAUGGUAGCCUGUCUGCACAAUUUGAGCACACCAUUCUAAUAACACAAGAUGGUGCAGAGAUACUUACUCAAUGCUAAUAGCUAAAGGAGAUUCAUCUAGUAUUCUUGGCCAUGGAGUCAAAGAGCUUCCAUUUGAUUGUCCUCGUUAUUGUGGCCCUACCUUAGCCAUGUACGGAACAUUUCAUCUUUUGCAGACAUGGAGUUGAGAACUUAUCUCUAACAGUAAUUCAAUUGUUUGAAUCAUUGCAUUUGAAGAAGAAGAAGAAGUCCCCAUGACUGAAAAAAGUGAGAUAUUUUGGGACGAAAGCUCAUAGGUUGCAGAUGGUUUCUUGGUUUUUGCAGACAUGGGCUUCCUUAGUAUGACUAUUACACUUAAGACCCACUUUUCCCUUUCGCCGCUCUCUCUUCAACUUGCAGCCUUUUCACUCUCCGAUCAUCGUUUUGGCAUCACUUUUCCGAGCCUUUUGGAAUUUCUUGGUUGAGUUUAUUAGAGUGGGGCUGUUUUAUUUGCGUUCUUUAGUGUUUUAGCCCUCAAAACUGGAAGUAUUUAUGAUGUCAUUAACUGCCUCACCUUAUUUUUACUAUAAAAAAAUGAUCUUUGUCUGGGUUUAAGGGUUUUUACUUGGAACUUAUAUGGAUGGUUUUUGCUUCUCUUAAUAAUAGUUUUAAAUUCCU